AUGAAGCCUGCUGUUUUUGCCUUGCUCUUUUCUCUGGCUCUCGUUCUGAUGCUCACUCUCUUCCAAACGGUGGAUGCUGGCGGCCAUGACGAGGGUUAUGACAAGGUCUAUGAUUACUGGGGUCACGGUAAAGAUGGAUACGGCUAUGGAUGGCACCACGGCUAUGAUGGAAAGCAUCAUCAUGGUGGUCAUCAUCAUCAUCACCAUCACCAUCAUCACCACCAUCACCGUCGUGACUUAUCUGACUCUGCUUCAUCGAGCGCUGUCGAGAACGAAGGUACCACGAUGUAAUGGAAGCACCCGUCAUGCCAGGACGGCCCACCAGCAAGAAUUUAUAUCAACAAUUCUUUGUUAUUCUUCUCCACAAACUUCCAAAUUACUCUUUUUCUUCAUUCCCAUGGAAAUAUAUCAAUUCUAU
This is a messenger RNA of Zychaea mexicana, 418 nucleotides long. RefSeq lists its product as uncharacterized. NCBI's taxonomy places the organism in Eukaryota, Fungi, Mucoromycota, Mucoromycetes, Mucorales, Lichtheimiaceae. The transcript has 2 exons. The record is from RefSeq and is a predicted model, not a curated record. The annotation marks the transcript as partial.